Messenger RNA from Penicillium odoratum, 915 nucleotides. Its product is annotated as putative mitochondrial 2-oxodicarboxylate carrier protein. Gene Ontology annotation, biological process: transmembrane transport. Bases 1 to 915 code for a protein of 304 amino acids. The transcript has 5 exons. Lineage: Eukaryota; Fungi; Ascomycota; Eurotiomycetes; Eurotiales; Aspergillaceae. The record is from RefSeq and is a predicted model, not a curated record.
AUGUCUGACAAGCCGCAAGCACCCCUCCCCUUCGUUUACCAGUUCGCCGCCGGUGCGGUGGCUGGUGUCUCUGAGAUCUUGAUUAUGUACCCGUUGGACGUUGUCAAGACUCGAGUUCAACUCCAGAGCGGUGUCCCCACUGCCGGUGCAGACCACUACAAUGGCAUGUUCGACUGCUUCCGCAAGAUCAUCAAGCAUGAGGGUUUCAAGACCCUGUACCGUGGUAUCUCCGCGCCCAUUCUGAUGGAGGCUCCCAAGCGUGCGACCAAGUUUGCGGCCAAUGACAGCUGGGGUGCUUUCUACCGCGACCUGUUCAAGGUCGAUAAGCAGACCCAGAGUCUGGCUGUUCUGACCGGUGCCACCGCUGGUGCCACCGAGUCUUUCGUCGUCGUUCCCUUCGAGCUGGUUAAGAUUCGUCUGCAGGACAAGGCUUCCGCCGGCAAGUAUAGCGGUAUGCUAGAUGUCGUGAAGAAGAUCGUCAAGACCGAGGGUCCUCUCGCCAUGUACAACGGUCUCGAGUCCACCCUGUGGCGCCACAUCCUCUGGAACGCCGGUUACUUCGGCUGUAUCUUCCAGGUCCGUGCCCAGCUGCCCACCCCCGAGCCCGGCAACAAGAGCCAGCAGACCCGUAACGACCUGAUGGCCGGUACCGUCGGUGGUAUCGCUGGUACCCUCCUUAACACCCCCAUGGACGUCGUCAAGUCCCGCAUUCAGAACACCACCAAGGUUCCCGGCCAGACUCCCAAGUACAACUGGGCCUGGCCUGCUCUCGGCACGGUCAUGAAGGAGGAGGGCUUCAGUGCCCUGUACAAGGGUUUCACUCCUAAGGUGCUGCGUCUCGGACCUGGUGGUGGUAUCUUGCUUGUCGUCUUCACCAGCGUGAUGGAUUUCUUCCGCAAGAUCCGCGAGGAGUAA